UCUCUCUCUCCGCGCCCUCGCCGGCCGCAUCUCGCGCGGGUGCCAGGGGGCUCCGGGCACGUUUCGGUGUCCCUUCCCUCAGCCAGCGGAGACUCCGCCACACAGCCGCUGCCGCUGCGGCCACCGCCCGAGGGGACCUGCGGAGAGCACGCCGGCAGGAGGAGGGGUGCGCCGCGGUGCGCAGCGCCCGCACGGAGCGUCGCCCCGGCCGCGCAGCGAGACCCGGGCCUCCCGGCCCCCGGAGCCCCCAGCCGCCUCGAUAGGCGUGUGGGACUGAAGUUCUUGGAGCAGGCAGUCCAACUCUUCAAGGUGAACUAUGACCACUUUACUCUUCAUUUUCGUGACUCUGAGGGUCAUCACUGCAGCCACCUCAGUGGAAGUUUCAGACCAUGACAACUCGCUGAGUGUGAGCAUCCCCCAGCCGUCCCCGAUGAAGGUCCUCCUGGGGACGUCCCUCACCAUCCCCUGCUAUUUCAUCGACCCCAUGCACCCUGUGACCACCGCCCCCUCCACCGCCCCUCUGACCCCGAGAAUCAAGUGGAGCCGCGUUUCCAAGGAGAAGGAGGUGGUUCUGCUGGUGGCCACCGAAGGGCGCGUGCGGGUCAACAGCGCCUACCAAGACAAGGUCUCAUUGCCCAACUACCCAGCCAUCCCCAGCGACGCCACCUUGGAAAUCCAGAGCCUGCGCUCCAAUGAUUCUGGGAUCUACCGCUGCGAGGUGAUGCACGGCAUCGAGGACAGCGAGGCCACCCUGGAGGUUGUGGUGAAAGGUAUCGUGUUCCAUUACAGAGCCAUCUCCACACGCUACACCCUCGACUUCGACAGGGCGCAGCGGGCCUGCCUGCAGAACAGUGCCAUCAUCGCCACGCCCGAGCAGCUGCAGGCCGCCUACGAGGACGGCUUCCACCAGUGUGACGCUGGCUGGCUGGCCGACCAGACUGUCAGGUACCCCAUCCACACUCCCCGGGAAGGCUGCUACGGAGACAAGGAUGAGUUUCCUGGCGUGAGGACCUACGGCGUCCGAGACACCAAUGAGACCUACGAUGUGUACUGCUUCGCAGAGGAGAUGGAGGGCGAGGUCUUUUACGCAACGUCCCCGGAGAAGUUCACCUUCCAGGAGGCAGCCAACGAGUGCCGGCGGCUGGGCGCCCGGCUGGCCACCACGGGCCAGCUCUACCUGGCCUGGCAGGGCGGCAUGGACAUGUGCAGCGCCGGCUGGCUGGCCGACCGCAGCGUGCGCUACCCCAUCUCCAAGGCCCGGCCCAACUGCGGGGGCAACCUCCUGGGCGUGAGGACCGUCUACCUGCACGCCAACCAGACGGGCUACCCCGACCCCUCGUCCCGCUACGACGCCAUCUGCUACACAGGUGAAGACUUUGCGGACAUCCCAGAAAACUUCUUCGGGGUGGGGGGUGAGGAGGAGAUCACCAUCCAGACGGUGACCUGGCCUGACGUGGAGCUGCCACUGCCCCAAAACAUCACCGAAGGGGAAGCCCGCGGCAACGUGAUCCUCACCGUGAAGCCUGUCUUCGACGUCUCCCCCACCGUCCUGGAGCCCGAGGCGCCUUUCACAUUCGCCCCUGACAUAGGGGCCACCACCGUCCCUGAGGCCGAGAACAGGACUGGAGAGGCCACCAGGCCCUGGGGCUUUCCCGAGGAGUCCACACCUGGCCUGGGCUCUGUCACGGCCUUCACCAGCGAGGACCUGGUCGUGCAGGUGACCAUUGCCCCAGGUGCAGCUGAGGUCCCUGGGCAGCCACGCUUGGCAGGGGUCGUGUUCCAUUACCGCCCGGGACCCAACCGCUACUCGCUGACCUUCGAGGAGGCCCAGCAGGCCUGCCUGCGCACCGGGGCGGCCAUCGCCUCGCCGGAGCAGCUCCAGGCCGCCUACGAAGCAGGCUACGAGCAGUGUGACGCCGGCUGGCUGUGGGACCAGAGCGUCCGAUACCCCAUCGUGAGCCCACGGACCCCAUGUGUGGGUGACAAGGAUAGCAGCCCGGGGGUCAGGACCUACGGCGUGCGCCCGUCAUCAGAGACCUAUGACGUCUACUGCUACAUAGACCAACUGGAGGGGGAGGUGUUCUUUGCCACCCGCCCGGAACAGUUCACCUUCCAGGAAGCACUGGAGUUCUGUGAGUCCCAAAAUGCCACGCUGGCCUCCACGGGCCAGCUCUACGCCGCCUGGAGCCGCGGCCUGGACAAGUGCUAUGCCGGCUGGCUGGCUGACGGCAGCCUCCGCUACCCCAUCGUCACCCCCCGGCCUUCCUGUGGCGGGGACAAGCCGGGCGUGAGAACCGUCUACCUCUACCCCAACCAGACAGGCCUCCCAGACCCGCUGUCCCGGCACCACGCCUUCUGCUUCCGAGGUGUUUCAGCAGUGCCCUCUCCAGGAGAAGAGGAAGGUGGCACACCCACGUCGCCCACUGAUGUGGAGGACCGGAUCGCUACCCAAGUGGUGCCUGGUGUGGCUGCUGUCCCCUUGGGGGCAACAGAGGAAAGCACGGAAGGCCCUUUUGCAACUGCAGCGCCCUCUGCCUCAGAGGAGCCGUCCCCCUCGCAGGAGCCGUCAGCCUCAGAGGAGCCGUCCACACCUUCACCCCCAGCGCCCAGCGGAACUGAGCCGCCAGGCUCUGGGGAGGCAUCUGGGGCCCCUGACAUCAGUGGUGACUUCACAGGCAGUGGAGAAGCAUCAGGACACUUUGACUUCAGUGGGCAGCCCUCAGGGGUCAGUGCAAGUGGGCUGCCCUCUGGAGAACUUGACUCCAGUGGCCUCACCUCCACAGUGGGCUCAGGCCUGCCUGUGGGAAGUGGACUGCCCUCCGGGGAGGAAGACAGAAUUGAGUGGUCCAGCACUCCUGAGAUUAGCAGACUGCCCUCUGGAGGUGAGGGCCUAGAGGGUUCUGCCUCUGGAGUAGGGGACCUCAGUGGACUUCCUUCUGGAAGAGAAGGUCAAGAGACUUCUGCCUCUGAAGUAGAGGACAUCAGUGGGCUUCCUUCUGGAGGAGAAAGCCUAGAGACUUCUGCUUCUGGAAUAGAGGAUCUCAGUGGACUUCCUUCUGCAGGAGAAGGUAUAGAGACUUCUGCCUCUGGAGUAGAGGACAUCAGUGGGCUUCCUUUUGGAGGAGAAGUUCCUGAUAUCAGUGGGGGAACAUCUGGAAUUUUUGAGAUGAGUGGACAGCCAUCAGGGUUUCCCGACACCAGUGGGGAAACAUCUGGAGUGCCUGAGCUUAGUGGACUGUCCUCCGGACAACCAGGUGUCAGUGGAGAAUCUUCUGGAGUUCUUUAUGGCAGUGGUCAACCAUUUGGCAUAACUGACCUGAGUGGAGAAACAUCCGGGGUCCCUGAUCUCAGUGGGCAGCCAUCAGGGUCACCAGGAUUCAGCGGGACAACACCUGGAAUCCCUGACCUGGUUUCUGGUGCCACGAGUGGCAGUGGUGAAUCUUCUGGCGUUACGUUCGUGGACACCAGUUUGGUUGAAGUGACCCCUACGACAUUUAAAGAAGAAGAAGGCUUAGGGUCUGUGGAACUCAGUGGCCUCCCUUCUGGAGAGGCAGAUCUGUCAGGCACAUCUGGGUUAGCGGAUGUCAGUGGACAAUCUUCUGGAACAAUCGAUUCCAGUGGGUUUACAACCCAGGCUCCAGAAUUCAGUGGCCUACCAAGUGGCGUAGCUGAAGUCAGUGGAGAAUCCUCUGGAGCUGAGACUGGGAGCAGCCUGCCCUCAGGAGCUUACGAUGGCAGUGGGCUUCCGUCAGGUUUCCCCACCGUCUCUCUUGUAGACAGAACUUUGGUGGAACCUGUGACCCAGGCUCCAACGGCCCAAGAAGCAGGGGAAGGGCCUUCAGGUGUUUUGGAACUUAGCGGUGCCCAUUCUGGGGCACCAGACCUGUCUGGGGACCAUUCUGGAUUUUCAGGCCUAAGUGGGCUGCAGUCUGGGCUGGUAGAGCCCAGUGGAGAAGCAGCAAGUACUCCGUAUUUUAGUGGGGACCUUGCCAGCACCACCGAGGUAAGUGCAGAAGCCUCUGCAGCCACGGGCGCCAGUGGAGAGGCCUCGGGACUUCCAGAAGUUACUUUAUUCACUUCUGAGUUCGUGGAGGGUGUUACUGAACCAACUGUUUCUCAGGAACUUGGCCAAAGGCCCCCCAUGACAUACACACCCCAGCUUUUUGAGUCCAGUGGAGAAGCCUCUGUGUCUGGGGACAUUAGUGGAGUUGGACCAGUGCUCCCUGGGUCUGGGGUAGAAGCAUCAUCAGUCCCAGAAUCCAGCAGCGAGACGUCUGCCUAUCCUGAGGCUGGGGUGGGGGCAUCUGCUGCCCCCGAGGCCAGCAGAGAAGCUUCUGGGUCCCCAGAUCUGAGUGGAACGACCUCGGCAUUCCACGAAGCUGAUCUCGAGAGAGCCUCGGGCCUGGGGGUGAGCGGUAGCACUUUGACUUUUCAGGAAGGCCCCAGCGAGGGGUCGGCUGCCCUGGAAGUGAGUGGAGAAUCAACCACCACCGCCUACUCGGGCACAGAGGCAUCGGGCUUGCCUUCGGCCACUCCCAUGGCUUCUGGAGACAGGACUGAAAUAAGCGGAGACCUGUCUGGUCACACCUCGGGGCUGGAUGUUGCCAUCAGCACCAGCGUCCCAGAGUCCGAGUGGACCCCGCAGACCCAGCGCCCUGCAGAGGCGCAUCUGGAAAUUGAGUCCUCAAGUCCCCUGUACUCAGGAGAAGAGACCCGAACAGCCCAAACAGCCACCUUCCCAACAGACGCUUCCGUCCCAACUUCUCCAGAAGGGACAGGUGAGUCAGAGUCCACCGUCGCAGUAUUGUUGGCAUUUUCCCCCCUUAAAUCCCCUGCCAGGGCCUGUGCCAAGGAGCUCUGUGGUGCUGGGACCUGCCAGGAAAAAGAGGGACACGUCACAUGCCUGUGCCCCCCUGGCUACACUGGCAAACACUGCGACAUAGACCAGGAGGUUUGUGAGGAGGGCUGGACCAAGUUCCAGGGCAACUGUUACCGCCAUUUCCCCGACCGCGAGACUUGGGUGGAUGCCGAGGGCCGGUGUCGGGAGCAUCAGUCACACCUGAGCAGCAUCGUCACCCCUGAGGAGCAGGAGUUUGUCAACAACAAUGCCCAAGACUACCAGUGGAUUGGCCUGAAUGACAGGACCAUCGAAGGCGACUUCCGCUGGUCAGACGGACACUCCUUGCAAUUUGAGAACUGGCGCCCGAACCAGCCCGACAACUUCUUUGCCACCGGGGAGGACUGCGUGGUGAUGAUCUGGCACGAGAAGGGCGAGUGGAAUGAUGUUCCCUGCAACUACCACCUGCCCUUCACUUGUAAAAAGGGCACAGUGGCCUGCGGAGACCCCCCCAUGGUGGAGCACGCCAGGACCUUCGGGCAGAAGAAGGACCGGUACGAGAUCAAUUCGCUGGUGCGGUACCAGUGCACCGAGGGCUUCGUCCAGCGCCACGUGCCCACCAUCCGGUGCCAGCCCAACGGGCACUGGGAGGAGCCUCGGAUCACCUGCACAGACCCCACCACCUACAAGCGCCGGCUACAGAAGCGGAGCUCACGGCCCCAGCGGAGGAGCCGCCCCAGUACGGCCCACUGAGAGGAGCUUCCAGCAUGCGCCAAGGAUGCUGAGCCCAGGAGCCUGCCAGGCUGACAGCACAUCCCACCCAGAUGGUGUCCUCUUCUUGUCACUUUUUGUCAUAUAAGGAAUCCCAUUAAAGAAGGAAAAAAUAAAUCCUACAUUGUGUAUGCACCCACUCAUCCCUCCAAAUCACCAAAAUUGCAUCUAAUUUGUCCCCUAAAUGCCAAAGCAAAGCAAAUUGAUUGUAACCCAUGGACUGAGUUUAGACACAUUUCUUCAAUCUCCCAUUGUGCCUUUCCAGGGACCAGUGCAGGGACAGGGGGAGAAGGGGAGGGUUAAGUUAAAUAAAGAAGAUUAUUUUUGUUUCCUGACUUUA
Molecule: messenger RNA, 5948 nt
Organism: Propithecus coquereli (Coquerel's sifaka)
Lineage: Eukaryota; Metazoa; Chordata; Mammalia; Primates; Indriidae
Gene: ACAN
Product: aggrecan
Exons: 19
Coding region: 317-5590 (1757 amino acids)
Biological process (GO): cell adhesion
Molecular function (GO): hyaluronic acid binding
Source: RefSeq, a predicted model, not a curated record